Colletotrichum higginsianum IMI 349063 is the source of this 3771-nucleotide messenger RNA. RefSeq names its product WD domain-containing protein. The coding region runs from base 1 to 3771 and encodes 1256 amino acids. Gene Ontology annotation, molecular function: protein binding; structural molecule activity. The transcript is spliced from 3 exons. Gene Ontology annotation, cellular component: endoplasmic reticulum exit site; COPII vesicle coat. The record is from RefSeq and is a predicted model, not a curated record. NCBI's taxonomy places the organism in Eukaryota, Fungi, Ascomycota, Sordariomycetes, Glomerellales, Glomerellaceae. Gene Ontology annotation, biological process: endoplasmic reticulum to Golgi vesicle-mediated transport; COPII-coated vesicle cargo loading; endoplasmic reticulum organization.
AUGGUUCGCCUUCGCGAGAUCCCGAGGACCGCGGCCUUCGCCUGGUCCCCCGACCCGUCAAAGCCACUUUUGAUUACUGGUACCAGAGCUGGAGCUGUCGAUGCCGACUUCUCUGAUGAGACCAAGCUGGAGCUGUGGGACCUGAACCUUGACAACCAAGACCAAGGCCUCGAGCUGCAGCCCAUAGCUAGCAUCAGCACCGACUCGAGAUUCUAUGACCUUGCCUGGGGACCUCCCGAUUCCGACCAUCCCAGGGGCAUCAUCGCCGGUGCUCUGGAAAAUGGCUCUCUCGACCUCUGGGACGCCGAGAAGCUCAUCGACGGCGCCGAAGACGCAUUCAUGUCCCGAACAACGAAGCACACCGGUGCAAUCAAAUCCCUCCAGUUCAACCCCCUCCGACCCCAAAUCCUCGCAACCGCUGGCGCGAAGGGAGAACUGUUCAUUUACGACGUCAACGAUGUCGAGAACCCGUUCCGUCUCGGGACCGCCGCCGCCCGCGCAGAUGAUCUGGAAUGCGUCGCAUGGAACCGCAAGGUUGCCCACAUUCUGGCCACCGGUGGAUCUGGUGGCUUCGUCACCGUCUGGGACUUGAAGACCAAGAAGGCGUCUUUGACGUUGAACAACAACAGGAAACCCGUCAGCGCCAUCGCCUGGGACCCCAAUAACUCGACCAAGCUCCUCACCGCCACGUACGACGAUACGGCUCCUGUCAUCUUCCUUUGGGAUCUCAGAAACUCCAAUGCGCCGGAGAGGACGCUCCAGGGACACGAACAGGGCAUUCUGUCCUUGUCUUGGUGUCAGCAGGACAGCGACUUGCUGCUUUCGUGUGGCAAGGACAACAGAACCCUCAUCUGGAACCCUCAGACGGGCGACCGUUACGGAGAGUUCCCCGAGGUCACAAACUGGACCUUCCUCACUCGGUUCAACCCUUCCAACCCCAACCUCUCCGCGACCGCUGGGUUCGAUGGCAAGAUCACCAUUCAGACACUCCAAAACACCAACCCCUCAAACACUCAGGCCGCCACCACGAACAACCUGGACGGCGAGGAUUUCUUCACGAGCGCUCAGACUCAGCCUCAGGGAGCAUCUUUCUCCCUGAAUAAAGCGCCCAAGUGGCUCGAGCGCCCCAUCGGAGCUUCGUUUGGAUUCGGCGGAAAGCUCGUCAUCUUUAAGCAAAAUGCCCAGCAAAGGUCUACCAAGAUUUCCAUCUCCCAGUUUUCCGUCGACUCGUCCAUCGGCCCCGCGACGGAAAAGUUCGAGGAAGCUCUGCAAUCGGGCGACGUUGUCAGCCUAUGCGAAUCUCGUAAGGAGCAAGCCAAGAGCGAGGAGGAAAAGGCAGACUGGCUUGUCAUGGAGACGCUUACGGCCGAGAACCCGCGCAAGCGCAUCAUUGAGUAUCUCGGCUUUAAUGAGGAGGAGAUUACCAACGGAGUCUCAAGCAAGGACGAAGAUAAGACAGAGGAUACUUCAGAUGAGAAGAAGGAGACCAAGGAGGGAGAGAAGUCCGACAACCUGUGGGGCGAGGGUGAUGGCGAAGGCGAAGAAGACUUCCUGUCCAACCUGUCGGCGAACAAGGGGGCGAAGACGGACAGUCCCUUCCACUUGCUCGCGGAUACUGACACCACAGUGGAGAAGUCCAUCACCAAGGCGUUGAUGCUCGGAAACUUUGCGAAGGCCACGGAGAUCUCCCUCAAGGAGGAGCGCUGGGCAGAUGCUUUCCUCAUCGCUAACUGUGGUGGCCAGGAGCUGGUGGACAAGGUACAGUCUGCCUACCUCGCCAGCAAAGACGGUGUUCCCAGCUACGUCCGGCUCCUUGGCUCUGUCAUCACUAAGAAUCUAUGGGAUGUGGUCUACAACGCCGAUCUUGAGAACUGGAAGGAGAGCAUGGCCAUCUUGUGCACGUUCUCAGACCCCAAAGAGUUCCCCGAUCUCUGCGAGGCCCUUGGAGAUCGCAUUCUCGAGAGCGGCUCCCGUAAGGAUGCAUCCUUUUGCUUCCUUGUUGGAUCGAAGCUUGAGAAGGUUGUCUCCAUCUGGAUUACGGAACUCGAGGAGGCCGAGCAAGCCGGCGUGCAGGAGCCCAGUGACGACUCGACAUUCUCCGUCCAUGCACGUUCGCUGCAGCACUUCAUUGAGAAGGUCACCAUCUUCCGCCAAGUCACUAAAUUCCAAGACUCCGGAAAGGAUCAGAGUGCCGACUGGAAGCUGUCAGCUCUGUACGAGAAGUACACGGAGUACGCCGACAUCAUUGCCGCUCAUGGCCAGCUGGCUGUGGCGCAGAAGUACCUGGAUCUGCUGCCCAAGGACUACCCCCAAGCCGAGUUGGCGCGAAGCCGCUUGGGACGUGCAACCCAGAAGGGCGCGGCCGCUCAGGCUGCGCCCAAGCCGGUUUCUGGCCGCAGGCCUGGUCAACCUCCUGUCGUUAGCAACCAGCGGGCCACUCCGGCCUACCAGCCUACGGUCCCCACUCCGACUCCUGGUAGCUCCAACCCGUACGCGCCGGCAGCCCCGUCUCUCGUUACCCCACCUGCCCCGGCAGCUCCGUCAAACCCCUAUGCCCCGGCCACCCCGGCCAUCGGUGGUUACACCCCUGCUGCCACCCAGGCUCCUUACGCCCCGGCCCAAGGCUAUCAGCCUCCGGCAGCCCAGCCCUACCAAGCGCCCUCGGGCUACGGACCACCGCCCAACAACUUCGGCGCCGUGCCGCCGCCUCCCCGUAAUUCUACGCCUACUUCCACUUUCCGCCCGAAGGAGAGUUGGAAUGACGUUCCGUUGGUUGCUAGGGCACCUCCUUCCAGGAAGACGACUCCUAGCGUUGCUGCCAUCACUUCGCCCUUCCCUAACCAGGGCAGCCAGCCGGGUCCUCCUCAGAGCCCUUACGGACGCACUGGCUCGACUCCUCCCCCGCCUCCUCCUAAGGGCCCGGCACCACCCCGUGUUACGUCUCCCCUGGCCGGGCCUCCUCAAACUUUCCAGGGGCCGCCGAGGCCGACAUCGGCUGCCUCAAAUGCGUAUACCCCUCCGCCGCCCCAGCCUGGCGCAGCUCCUUCUAUGGCGCCGCCUCCCAUGCCUCGCACCGCGUCGCCGUACAACCCUGCUCCAUCAAGCGCACCCCCGUCCAACCGCUACGCGCCUGCUCCUUCCGCUCAGCCGCAGGCCAGCCAGCCGCCCCUGGGCUCCUCUAUGCCUCCUCCCGGGAGCCAGCCGCCGCCAAGGAACCCCUACGCGCCGCCGCCCCAGUCAAACACGCCACAGAACCAGUAUCCGCCUCAGUCGUACGGGGCUCCCUCCGCCGGUGCACCGCCGCCCGCCGCAACCUCGAGACCUCCUACCGGACCUCCUCCCUCUAGCGGGCCGCCACCUGCAGGCAGAGCCCAGCCUACGCCUCCCCCCCCAAAGGCAGCAGCUGCUCCGCCCAAGCCCAAGCACCCUGCUGGUGACAGGUCUCACAUCCCGGCUCAUGCCCAGCGCUUGGUUGACGUUCUCAGCUCGGACAUGCAACGUGUAGCCUCCCGGGCGCCUACUUCCUUUGCCGCCCAGGUCAAGGACACACAGAAGCGCCUCAACCUGCUGUUCGACCACCUCAACAACGAGGAGUUGGUCAAGCCUGAUACGAUCGACCAGCUUUGUGCGUUGGGUGAGGCCAUCGAGCAGAAGAACUACGAGGUGGCCCACAGGAUCCAGGUCGAGAUCCAGCGGGACAAGACGGACGAGUGUGGCAACUGGAUGGUUGGUGUGAAGCGCCUGAUCAGUAUGAGCAAGGCCACUCCAUAA